Messenger RNA from Lipotes vexillifer (Yangtze River dolphin), 759 nucleotides. It is a transcript of the gene RNF223, whose product is annotated as ring finger protein 223. NCBI's taxonomy places the organism in Eukaryota, Metazoa, Chordata, Mammalia, Artiodactyla, Lipotidae. The coding region runs from base 1 to 759 and encodes 252 amino acids. The transcript has a single exon. Gene Ontology annotation, biological process: protein ubiquitination. The record is from RefSeq and is a predicted model, not a curated record. Gene Ontology annotation, molecular function: ubiquitin protein ligase activity.
AUGUCAUCAGGCCCGCAGGUGUGGCACACGGCCCUGCCACCUGCCGGCAGGAGCAGCCCCACCGCCACAGUGCCCAGGUCCCGCGGCUCGGCCGGCAGCCCCAGGUCCCCCGGCAGCCCUGGAUCAGAGAAGGCGGCCUCCCCGCUGGAAUGCUCCAUCUGCUUCUCGGGCUACGACAACAUCUUCAGGACACCCAAGGAGCUCUCCUGCACCCACGUCUUCUGCCUGGAGUGCCUUGCGCGGAUGGCAGCCGCCCGGCCCACAGGCCAGCCGGGUAGCGAGGUCGUGCCCUGCCCGCUCUGCCGGCGGCCCACGGCCAUGCCCGCUGCCGGGCCCCCCGCGCUGCACACCAGCCGCCAGCUGCAGGCUCGGAUGCCAGCACACCUGCGGCAGGAGGAGCCCGUGUGGCUGGAGGGCACCAAGCUGUGCUGCUGCCCGCCGCCCUCUGCGCCUGGUCUUGCGGCGCCCGGCUUCGUGUACGUGGACGUGAGCCCGAGCAAGCCCGCCACGCCCGCAGCGCCCGUGCCCAUGCCGGGCCCUGCCCGCCGUCGGUGCUGCCUGGCCCGCUGCUGGGCGCGCCGCAGGGACUGGAGGCGCGCGGCACUCAUCGCCGUGCUGCUGCUCGCACUCUUCUGCGUGGUGCUCUGGCCCGUGCAGUGCGCGCUCAGGACCGGGAGCCUGCACUGCCUCCCCCGGCCGCCCCCCGCCGCCGCCGCCGCUGCCACCACCUUCUCCCUCGGGUCCCUAGCUGACAACUAG